AUGGACGAACCUGCUGCCAACCUCGUCGUUCCCGAAAGAAAUCGCUCUUCCGAGGGUUCCUCGCAUCCAAGCUCAAUUAACGACAAUGACGUCCUUGAUGAGAAAGGACCCCUCGGCCUCACCUUGCUCUAUACACCCUCUGAGCCUCUGAUUGACUUGAUCUUCGUCCAUGGCCUCGGCGGUGGCUCAAGAAAGACAUGGAGCCUUAGACCUUCAAUCGCACAGAAUUACUGGCCAAAAGAGUGGCUUCCCAAAGACGCCGCCUUCAAAAAUGUCCGCAUUCACAGCUUCGGGUACAACUCGGACUAUGUCCAAAACAGAAAUGAUAGCUGGACCAUACACCGUUUUGGUCAAUCCCUGCUGGCAGACUUGGGAUCCUCGCCGUUUCUCGGCCAAGCAGACACGCCGCUGAUCAUGGUCGGGCACAGCAUGGGAGGCUUGGUGAUAAAGAGCGCUUAUAUGCUAGCCAAACACGACACGACUCUCGAACCUCUAACAACUAGGUUCCGAGCGAUGUAUUUCCUUGCAACACCGCAUCAAGGCUCCGAUUGGGCAAAGGUCCUAGAUCGCAUGUUAAGUGCCUUCUCUCUCUCGCCCGGCUUUGUGGAGGAACUGAAGAGAGGCUCUGCAGCACUCCAGUCUAUCAAUGAAGAAUUCCGCCACUACUUUGAUAAUUUUGAGUUGUUUUAA
Messenger RNA from Fonsecaea multimorphosa CBS 102226, 690 nucleotides. RefSeq lists its product as uncharacterized. NCBI's taxonomy places the organism in Eukaryota, Fungi, Ascomycota, Eurotiomycetes, Chaetothyriales, Herpotrichiellaceae. The coding region runs from base 1 to 690 and encodes 229 amino acids. The transcript has a single exon. The record is from RefSeq and is a predicted model, not a curated record. Gene Ontology annotation, molecular function: hydrolase activity, acting on ester bonds.